This is a messenger RNA of Arabidopsis lyrata subsp. lyrata, 372 nucleotides long. RefSeq lists its product as uncharacterized. The record is from RefSeq and is a predicted model, not a curated record. The transcript is spliced from 3 exons. NCBI's taxonomy places the organism in Eukaryota, Viridiplantae, Streptophyta, Magnoliopsida, Brassicales, Brassicaceae. Bases 1 to 294 code for a protein of 97 amino acids.
AUGGAAAACAAAAACGUAGUCCCCGUUGAUCCCGGCAGCCCGCUUUUUCUGUCUGGUGAUGGUUUUGAGCCGGCAGGUGUCCUCUUCCCGCACGCCGUGUUUCACUUCCCUUCAAAGAAAAAGAAAGAGGCUUGCGAUUUCCUGGAUAAGGUUGUCGACAAGCACCGUCGUUUGUGCGACGAGAGGCAGCGGCUAGGUCUCAAAAAUCGUUCCGAAGUGGAUGCCAAGAACAAGGCGUCCACUUCGAAAAUCAAACCGGCGAUGAAGGAGCCUGUUCCUGAGCCUCUUCCUUAAAUGUUCCCUAACUCUGCUCCUAUUUUGAACUCGUAAUGGGCUUCGGCCCUCUUUUUUUUAUUUAUGGAAACAUUUGCA